Molecule: messenger RNA, 1203 nt
Organism: Colletotrichum phormii
Lineage: Eukaryota; Fungi; Ascomycota; Sordariomycetes; Glomerellales; Glomerellaceae
Exons: 6
Coding region: 19-1203 (394 amino acids)
Molecular function (GO): oxidoreductase activity
Source: RefSeq, a predicted model, not a curated record
AGGUUUUUGAGUCUCAUCAUGGUCCACAAGACACAGAUUACGGAUAGGCAAAUCGGGCCUCGGUCGACUUCCAUGCUAAGAUUUUACCUUUGGAUGAACGCUGCAUCAUUGACACCCCUGUCCGGCAUCCACCGAAUGGGCAACUCGAGACGAAUAGACGCCGGGGGGCAAAUCUUUAUCUCAAGCAUCGCCAAGUGCACUCUUUUGAGCCUGGCCUCGGCCAUUGCCGUCGCUAGCGCAUCGCCUGUCUUUCCCGCCCACGGUCACAACGGUCACAACGGUCACAACGGCCACAACGGAACAUUCUCUAACUCUACUUGCACUUCUAUGAACCAGAGAAAGGCAUGGCACACUUUGGAGAACCAGGAGAAAUCCGACUACCUCCAGGCUGUCAAGUGCUUGUUCGAAUCACCCGCCAAGACGGGCAUCAAGGGUGCGAAGACAAGAUGGGAUGAACCUCAAAGCUGCCACGUUGAACAGUCUAACUUCAUUCACGGAGUCGGAGCCUUCCUUCCCUGGCACCGCCUCUUCCUUCGUCUCCACGAAAUCCUCCUCCAAGAAGAGUGCGGAUACACCGGUGCCCUGCCCUACUGGGACGAGCAGCGCGAUCUUGAGGUGUUUGGAACCGUCCAGAAGGCCUCUGUUUGGGGUUCGGACGAGUUCAGCUUCGGAACCAACGGUGUCAACACCACCCAAGGUACCAACUGCGUCAUCGAUGGUGCUUUCGCCAACACGACCCUUCGCAUGGACCAAGUUUAUGGCAUAGACUACUAUGAAGAGUACUGCCUCUCUCGCGAGUUUAACCAGACUGCAUUCACUUUCGCCAACCAGUCUUACGUUGACGAGUGCUAUGUGAAGGAGACUUACAAUGAGGCCAACUUCUGCUACGUUAAUUCCCCUCACUCUUGCGGCCACCUUGUAACUGGCGGUACUAUGGAGAACCAGAACGCCAGCCCUGGUGACCCGAUCUUCUUCCUGCACCACGCCAAAUUGAUCCUCAUUCCUUCCACCUUCAUCAUGGAGCAGAACCGCUGGCUCACCCCUUCUGCGGCUUACCUCGACUAUGACGGAGACGCGGGCAACGAUACCACCCUGAACCACGUUUUGUGGAUGGCUGAGAUCAUUCCCAACAAGACUAUUGCUGAUGUCAUGGAUCUGAGAUCCGAGCUCCUGUGCACGGAGUACAUUGUUGCUGAGAAUUAG